UGACCCUAGAGUUUUGGAGGGAUAAACGCAACAUGGCGAAUGGCGAGUUACGGCGGCGUUUGAUGCUGUAGACGCGGUGCGCGUCGCUAACGACCCCGUGACAGGUCAUCGAGGUGGAUCAUCGUCAUCCCCGAACACGUACAACGAAAAUAUCUCUGGUGCUCCGGAUUCCGGAGGUUCGUAUUUCAUCAAAGUAUAAGAGUCCGUAUAAGAAUCUCGAGAUGUCGAAACCGGACGAGAACGCGGACACCGGUGACACCGGGGACAACUCGAACGGCUCCUCGGCGGAAACGACGUCAUCGAGAGGCGGGGAUUUCGAGACGAAGCUUGAGACUGACCGCAGCAAGCGUUUCGACUACCUGCUGAAGCAGACCGAGAUCUUUUCCCACUUCAUGACCAACAACCAGAAGGAUAAGGCCGGCAGUCCGCUGAAGAUCAAGGCCGGCAGGCCCAGGAAGCAGCAGCCGGAGAACCAGCCCAAGGCCGACUCCGGCGAUCACAGGCACCGGAAGACCGAGCAGGAGGAAGAUGAAGAGCUUCUAGCAGAGAGCAACGCCAAUGGCACCACAACUCGCUUCGAGUCGUCCCCACAUUAUAUAAAGUCUGGUGAACUGCGAGACUAUCAGAUACGAGGUCUGAAUUGGAUGAUCUCGCUCUACGAACACGGGAUCAACGGGAUUCUGGCGGACGAGAUGGGUCUGGGCAAGACUCUGCAGACCAUCUCGCUGCUAGGGUACAUGAAACACUUCCGCAACAUUCCUGGACCUCACAUUGUCAUUGUUCCCAAGUCUACGCUGGCCAAUUGGAUGAACGAGUUCAAGAAGUGGUGCCCCAGUCUCAGAGCGGUCUGUCUUAUUGGGGACGCAGAGACCAGGAACACCUUUAUUAGAGACGUGAUGAUGCCUGGUGAGUGGGACGUCUGCGUGACGUCCUACGAGAUGGUCAUCAAAGAGAAGUCGGUGUUCAAGAAGUUUAACUGGCGGUACAUGGUGAUAGACGAGGCCCACAGGAUAAAGAACGAGAAGUCGAAGCUGUCGGAGAUUCUCAGAGAGUUUAAAACCACGAAUCGUCUUCUGUUGACAGGCACCCCGCUGCAAAACAAUCUUCAUGAACUCUGGUCCCUGUUAAACUUCCUUCUGCCGGAUGUAUUCAAUAGUUCCGACGAUUUCGACUCAUGGUUCAAUACUAAUAGUUUUCUAGGGGACAAUUCGCUGGUGGAGAGGCUACACGCGGUCCUGAGACCGUUUCUUCUCCGGCGUCUCAAGUCCGAGGUGGAGAAGGGACUGAAACCCAAGAAGGAGAUCAAGGUGUACAUCGGUCUAAGUAAGAUGCAACGGGAGUGGUAUACCAAAGUACUGAUGAAGGACAUAGACAUCGUGAACGGGGCCGGGAAGAUCGAGAAGAUGCGGCUGCAGAACAUCCUGAUGCAGCUGCGCAAGUGCUGCAACCAUCCGUACUUGUUCGACGGUGCGGAACCCGGACCACCGUACACCACCGACGAGCACCUUGUGUACAACUGCGGAAAGAUGGUGAUACUCGACAAGCUGCUGCCCAAGCUGCAGCAGCAGGAGUCCCGGGUUCUGAUCUUCAGCCAAAUGACGAGGAUGCUCGACAUCCUGGAGGACUACUGUCACUGGCGGGCCUUCCAGUACUGCCGGCUGGACGGCAACACCGCGCACGAGGAUCGGCAGCGGCAGAUCAACGAGUACAACGCGCCCGGUAGCGAGAAAUUCAUCUUCAUGCUGUCGACCCGCGCCGGCGGUCUUGGCAUCAACUUGGCAACCGCCGACGUGGUCAUCAUCUACGACUCCGAUUGGAAUCCGCAGAUGGAUCUCCAAGCGAUGGACCGGGCGCAUCGUAUAGGCCAGCAGAAGCAGGUCCGGGUCUUCAGAUUCAUCACGGAGAACACUGUAGAGGAGAAGAUCGUCGAGCGAGCCGAGGUGAAGCUGCGCCUGGACAAGCUCGUAAUCCAGCAGGGACGGCUGGUGGACGCGAAGCAGACGGCCUUGAACAAGGACGAAAUGCUGAACAUGAUCAGACACGGGGCGAACGAGGUGUUCGCGUCCAAGGACAGCGCCAUCACCGACGAGGACAUCGACACGAUCUUGCAAAAGGGCGAGGCGAAGACGGAGGAGAUGAAGCAGAAGCUGGAGAGCCUCGGUGAGUCCUCGCUGAGGAACUUCACCGUCGACGCGCCCACGGAUUCCGUCUACCAGUUCGAGGGCGAGGACUAUCGCGAGAAGCAGAAGAUCCUCGGGAUCGGCAAUUGGAUAGAGCCGCCCAAGCGUGAGCGGAAAGCCAAUUACGCCGUGGACGCCUACUUCAGGGAGGCCCUGCGGGUGUCUGAGCCUAAAGCGCCGAAAGCUCCGAGACCGCCGAAGCAGCCGAUCGUCCAGGACUUUCAGUUCUUCCCGCCGCGGCUGUUCGAGCUGCUCGACCAGGAGAUCUAUUAUUUCAGGCAGACGGUUGGCUACAAGGUGCCGAAGAAUCUGGAGCUGGGCUCGGACGCCGCCCGGAUCCAGAAAGAGGAACAGCGGAAGAUCGACGACGCCCAGCCGUUGACCGACGAGGAGAUCGCCGAGAAAGAGAAGCUGCUUCUUCAGGGUUUCACCAACUGGACCAAGCGGGACUUCAAUCAGUUCAUCAAGGCGAACGAGAAAUACGGGCGCGACGACAUCGAGAACAUCGCGAAGGAGGUCGAGGGGAAGACCCCGGAGGAGGUGAUGGAGUACUCGGCCGUGUUCUGGGAGCGUUGCCACGAGCUUCAGGAUAUAGAUCGCGUGAUGGCGCAGAUCGAGCGAGGCGAGGCGAAGAUCCAGAGACGCGCUGGGAUCAAGAAGGCCCUGGACGCGAAGAUGGCGAGAUACCGGGCGCCCUUCCACCAGCUGAGGAUAGCCUACGGCACGAACAAGGGUAAGAAUUAUACCGAGGAGGAGGACCGGUUUCUCGUCUGCAUGCUGCACAAGCUUGGCUUCGACAAGGAGAACGUCUACGAGGAGCUGCGUGCUACGGUCAGGUCGGCGCCGCAAUUCCGCUUCGACUGGUUCGUCAAGUCGCGUACCGCCCUGGAGUUGCAACGUCGCUGCAACACCCUGAUCACUCUGAUAGAGCGCGAGAAUCAGGAGCUGGAGGAGCGCGAGCGGCAGGAGAGAAGGAAGAAGGGUAGCAGCAUAGGAGCCAAACCGACCUCGAAGCGGAAGGAGAAUCUGCCGGCGCCCCAGGAUAAGCCGCGGAAGAAGAAGAAGUAAGAGAAGUGAUGAUGAAGAAGAAAAAGGUCUCAUCCAGUGUCCGCGACGAGAUAUUGUCCCCCAAUAGUACAACAUAUCUUAAAGAUGUUCAGAGGAUAUUCAAAGGAUAUCCAGAGGACAUUCGAACAUCCUCAGGAUGUUCUCUGAACAUCUUCGGAAUAUGUGCUGUUAGAGGGUCCUCUCUAUCUCUCUUGCAACUUUUUUUCUUAUGCUGCGAUUGAGAAUUACGGACCACCAGGUGUAUUCCUCAGACACUUUUUCUAUAUAUUUACAUAUCUAUAAGUUUUGACAGUGAACUCUACGACGCCUAUCUCAUAUAUCUUCAUCACUGUAAUAGGACAAUACAUUUUUAAAGCUCCUGCCGCCUCGCCGACCAUGCUUGAAUUGUGACGUCAGAGUUUCGAAGUAUUUUAAAAGUGUGCUAAAGCUGUCUGAAGUGUUUCAUCGAAAUAUCUUUUCAUUUCAGAAUUUUUAGCGUGUCCCAGGUAGAAGACCGACGUCAUUAAACGUCAAAAUAACGUCAUUUUGACGUUUAAUGACAUCAGUUUGCUACUUGAAGCGCUUUUUUCUCAUGUAACCAUUAUACGUUAUUUUAACGUUUAAUAACGUCUUUAAACAUCAAAAUGACGUAUGUUUGUUACCUGGAGAGAAAGACGUUUUGAGAUUAUAAUGACAUAAUUUUGUGUAGAUGGCAUCACUUUGCUACCUAGGUCGCUUCUGAUGUCACAAUCUAACAUGGUCGUGGCGAUGAUCCAAGAGCGCUCCAUCAAAUCGUUCGACAUUUAUAUCGUAAUUAAUUUUCAAAAUACACUCGCGUGAGAGUUCAAAACCAGAUUUUUAUGAAUGCUGCGAAUUUAGCUUCAUUACGAUAUUUUUAUUUGAAUAUAUAGUUUCAUUGCAAAAUGGAUUUCCGCAGUAAAUUAGAAAAGAAUUGAAAAAGUAUAUCGUGAAUGUUUUUCAUAUAUCGCGUCAUUAUGCCGAAAUAUAAGAGAUGUAUUAUUUAUUCUUUUUUUUCGGAUAUGUUAAGCUCUGUAGAAGAGUCAUUAAUAAAAUCCUUUUCUUAAACAAA
Molecule: messenger RNA, 4317 nt
Organism: Nylanderia fulva
Lineage: Eukaryota; Metazoa; Arthropoda; Insecta; Hymenoptera; Formicidae
Gene: Iswi
Product: nucleosome-remodeling ATPase imitation SWI
Biological process (GO): nucleosome organization
Cellular component (GO): chromatin; nucleus
Molecular function (GO): ATP-dependent chromatin remodeler activity; ATP hydrolysis activity; DNA binding
Source: RefSeq, a predicted model, not a curated record